This is a messenger RNA of Saimiri boliviensis boliviensis (Bolivian squirrel monkey), 3078 nucleotides long. It is a transcript of the gene COL9A3, whose product is annotated as collagen type IX alpha 3 chain. Lineage: Eukaryota; Metazoa; Chordata; Mammalia; Primates; Cebidae. Gene Ontology annotation, cellular component: collagen type IX trimer. Gene Ontology annotation, biological process: extracellular matrix organization. The record is from RefSeq and is a predicted model, not a curated record. Gene Ontology annotation, molecular function: extracellular matrix structural constituent conferring tensile strength.
AUGCAGAGGCGCGCAGCCUCAGAGCUGCUCGAGGUCUGGCGAGGUGCGCCCCAGGGCAGCUCCUCCCUGCAGUCUGGCCUUGUCAACCUGGGCCAGGACCCCCGCCCUUCCCGAUUCACCUACAUUUCUACAUCAGUGCGGUCCACGGAGGGGCCGCCCCCAGCCCCGCGGGCAGCUCCAGACCCGCGGCCGGAGCAGGAACGGGGGCGGCGCCGGGACCAGCACUCGCCCUCCCCGGGUCCUCCUGGGCGUGGGGCCGCCGGCGCCGGGGAGGGUCUGCGGCUUCGGAAACUCGCCGCCUCCCUCCUUCCUGAAGGGAGCCCUUCAGCGCGGCCCGCACCCCCGCGCGCACACUCGGGUCGGGUCGGCGCGGGCGGAGAAGAGAGCGUCUUUCUCUCCAGCUCAAAGCGGCGAGUGUGCGGGCGCCAGGCCCGGGAUAAUUUUAACCCGCGGCUGGAGGGACGCGCCGCCCGGCGCGAGGCAGGGCAGGGGGAGCCCCCGCCGCCCAGACGUCGCGCAGCCAUGGCCCGGGCACCCGCGCUCGCCCCGCUCCUGCCCCGGCUCCUGCCCCCGCUCCUGCUCCUGCUCGCGCAGCUCCUGGUGGCCGCCGGGGCACAGAAAGUGGGACUCCCAGGCCCCCCCGGCCCCCAAGGGCCACCCGGAAAGCCCGGCCAGGAUGGCAUCGAUGGAGAAGCCGGUCCUCCAGGUCUGCCUGGGCCUCCGGGACCAAAGGGGGCCCCAGGAAAGCCGGGGAAACCAGGAGAGGCCGGGCUGCCGGGACUGCCGGGUGUGGACGGUCUGACCGGGAGAGAUGGACCCCCUGGACCCAAGGGUGCCCCUGGGGAACGAGGAAGUCUGGGACCCCCGGGGCCACCUGGGCUGGGGGGCAAAGGCCUCCCUGGACCCCCCGGAGAGGCAGGAGUCAGUGGCCCCCCAGGUGGGAUCGGCCUCCGAGGCCCCCCGGGACCUUCUGGGCUCCCCGGCCUCCCUGGCCCCCCAGGACCUCCCGGACCCCCUGGACACCCAGGAGUCCUCCCUGAAGGUGCUGCUGACCUCCAGUGCCCGAGUAUCUGCCCGCCAGGCCCCCCAGGGCCCCCAGGAAUGCCAGGGUUCAAGGGACCCACUGGCUACAAAGGCGAGCAGGGGGAAGUAGGCAAGGACGGCGAGAAGGGUGACCCCGGCCCCCCUGGGCCCGCCGGCCUCCCGGGCAGCGUGGGGCUGCAGGGCCCCCGGGGAUUACGAGGACUGCCAGGGCCACUCGGGCCCCCUGGGGACCGGGGUCCCAUUGGGUUCCGAGGGCCGCCUGGGAUCCCAGGAGCGCCCGGGAAGGCGGGUGACCGAGGCGAGAGGGGCCCAGAAGGAUUCCGUGGCCCCAAGGGUGACCUCGGCAGACCUGGUCCCAAGGGAACCCCCGGAGUGGCUGGGCCAGGUGGAGAGCCGGGCAUGCCAGGCAAGGACGGCCGGAAUGGCGUGCCAGGACUUGAUGGCCAGAAGGGAGAGGCUGGUCGCAACGGUGCUCCGGGAGAGAAGGGCCCCAACGGGUUGCCAGGCCUCCCCGGACGAGCAGGCUCCAAAGGCGAGAAGGGAGAACGGGGCAGAGCUGGGGAGCUGGGUGAGGCCGGCCCCUCCGGAGAGCCAGGUGUCCCCGGAGACGCUGGCAUGCCCGGGGAGCGCGGCGAGGCUGGCCACAGGGGCUCAGCGGGGGCCCUUGGCCCACAAGGCCCUCCCGGAGCCCCUGGCAUCCGAGGCUUCCAGGGCCGGAAGGGCAGCAUGGGAGACCCUGGCCUUCCAGGCCCCCAGGGCCUCCGGGGUGACGUGGGCGACCGGGGUCCUGGAGGCGCUGCAGGGCCUAAGGGAGACCAGGGCAUUGCAGGUUCUGACGGUCUUCCUGGGGAUAAAGGAGAACCGGGUCCUGGCGGCCUGGUCGGACCCAAAGGAGAGUCUGGCAGUCGAGGGGAGCUGGGCCCCAAAGGCAUCCAGGGUCCCAACGGCACCAGCGGUGUUGAGGGUGUCCCUGGCCCCCCUGGUCCUCUGGGCCUCCAGGGCAUCCAGGGUGUUCCUGGCAUCACGGGGAAGCCGGGCGUUCCGGGGAAGGAGGCCAGCGAGCAGCGCAUCAGGGAGCUGUGUGGGGGGCUGAUCGGCGAACAAAUUGCACAGUUAGCUGCGCACCUAAGGAAGCCUUUGGCACCGGGCUCCAUCGGCCGGCCCGGUCCAGCUGGCCCCCCUGGACCCCCGGGGCCUCCAGGCUCCAUUGGUCACCCUGGCGUUCGAGGACCCCCCGGAUACCGCGGUCCCACUGGGGAGCUGGGAGACCCCGGGCCCAGAGGAAACCAGGGUGACAGAGGUGACAAAGGCACGGCGGGAGCAGGACUGGACGGGCCUGACGGAGACCAGGGGCCCCAAGGACCCCAAGGCGUGCCCGGCAGCAGCAAGGACGGCCAGGACGGUGCUCCCGGUGAGCCUGGGCCUCCCGGGGAUCCGGGGCUUCCAGGCGCCGUCGGGGCCCAGGGGACUCCGGGGAUCUGUGACACCUCAGCCUGCCAAGGAGCCGUGAUGGGAGGGGUCGGGGAAAAAUCUGGCUCUAGAAGCUCAUAAAAUCCAUCGGAAGGAAGCCAGCAAGUGACAAGGACACCUGACAAAGCAGAGUGGCCACGAAGGAGCGGGCAGCGUGGCAGGCUGGCCACGUCCGGGAGAGCGGGCUGCCGCCCCAGGGCGUGCCUCAGCUAAUCCAUCUGUAAGCCCAGCGUUUGCAAGAAGGCAGGCUGUAUCUAUAGAAUGUUUUGUACAAUUCCGUGAGCUGAAACAUCUUCAGUAACUUGUUUACAUAGCAUUGUGUAAAGACUAUGAUCUCAUCCCAAUAAAACGAUACAUUCAAUCUUCAGAUUGACUGGCCACAGAGUAACAAAAAAUAAAGAAUUUAAUGUACAGUAAAUUCUCUCCCAUACAAAGAUCUAGUCUGAUGUUUGUGUGCAAACUCACGUCUCCAGUCACCCGGACCGAUCGCAGGUGACUCUGUGGUGCACUAGCGUCUAUUGGUAUUAUCUGUUGUCAUAAAUAAAGCCACUCAUUUAAAAACAA